Gavialis gangeticus (Gharial) is the source of this 2677-nucleotide messenger RNA. It is a transcript of the gene FBXO21, whose product is annotated as F-box protein 21. Gene Ontology annotation, molecular function: protein binding; DNA binding. Bases 171 to 1676 code for a protein of 501 amino acids. The transcript is spliced from 11 exons. The record is from RefSeq and is a predicted model, not a curated record. Lineage: Eukaryota; Metazoa; Chordata; Crocodylia; Gavialidae.
CCCCCCCGCUGAGCAACCCGAGUCUGCGCGGUGUGCGUGCAGGCGUGGCCGAGGCACUUUGUAGACGCUCCCUUACUUUCCCCCGCCCCGGUUCCUCGCGGGGUCGGAAGCAGCGGACGCUCCCUGACCCGGGGGGCGGGGCCAGCGGGGCGCGCAGGUAAACAGCCAAGAUGGCGGCGCCCGUGGCGGUCCCCUGCGCCCAACCCGAGCCCGAGGCGGAAGCGGAGGCGGGCGCCAUGGGCCUCACGGCGCUGCCCGGGGAGCUGCUGGAGCUGAUCCUCUGCUCCGCCGCGCUGGGCGCCGCCGACAUCGGCCGCGUCUCCUGCACCUGCCGGCGGCUGCGCGACGCCUGCGCCCCCCGCGGCAAGGUCUGGCGGGAGCGUUUCCGCCUCAGGUGGCCAUCACUACUGAAAUAUUAUAACCAGACAGAUGGUGUUAAUUGGCUCGAGGAAUAUAAAGCACGCCGCAAUGCUGGUUUAGAAGCUCGACGAAUUGUAUCUUCAUUCUCCAAAAGGUUCUUUUCAGAGCACGUCCCCUGUGAUGGCUUCAGUGACAUUGAAACUCUUGGAUGUCCAAGUCAUUUUUUUGAGGAUGAGCUGAUGUCUAUCCUUAAUAUGGAAGGAAGGAAGGGUCUUACCUGGAAAUACUAUGCAAAAAAAAUUCUAUACUUCCUACGACAGCAGAAUAUUUUAAAAAACCUGAAGGAAUAUCUUCAACAGCCUGUGGACCAGCAGUCAUUUUUGGAAGGUGCUGUCUUAAUUGAUCAGUACUGUAAUCCACUAUCAGACAUCUGUCUAAAAGGUGUCCAGGCCCAAGUGGAUGAUAUCACAGAUAAAGUUCGCAAAGACCUUCGGACAAAAAACCCUAGACAUCCAAGCUUGGCUUCAAAGGCAGGAGAGUUCUUAAUGAUUCCUGAAGUGGAGCUUCAAAGGCAGGUACUUGAUGCUAUGAACUGUGUCCUGUAUGAACAAUUAAAAUACAAAGGAAAUGAGAUGGACUACUACAACUCUCUGAACUCAUAUAUUCACCAGGUUUUGAUCCGCAGGACUGGAAUCCCAAUCAGUUUAUCUAUUCUCUAUUUAACAAUUGCCAGGCAGUUGGGUGUCAGACUUGAGCCAGUCAACUUUCCUAGUCAUUUCCUUUUGAGAUGGUGUCAAGGAAAAGAAGGAAGCACAGAUAUCUUUGACUAUACUUACAUAGAUGCCUUUGGAAAGGGAAAGCAGCUCGCUGUGAAAGAAUGCGAGUACCUUAUUGGCCACCAUGUGACUGAGGAGUUUUAUGGAGUGGUGACUUCAAAAGAGGUCUUGCAGCGUAUGGUGGGAAACCUCUUAAACCUUGGAAAGCGAGAAAGUACUGAUCAGUCUUACCAACUCCUGAGGGACUCUUUGGAUCUAUACCUGGCUAUGUAUCCAGACAAUGUGCAACAUCUAAUGCUCCAAGCUAGGUUAUACUUCCACCUGGGAAUCUGGCCAGAAAAGGUUCUGGACAUCCUGCAGCAUAUUCAGGCCUUGGACCCAUCUCAGCAUGGAGCAGUAGGAUAUUUGGUUCAACAUACCCUGGAACAUAUUGAACGCCGGAAAGAGGAAGUGGGGCCAGAGGUGAAGCACCGUUCUGAUGAGAAGCACAAAGAUGUUUGCUUUUCCAUUGGGUUGAUAAUGAAACACAAGAGGUGCUGAAUACUGUAGUGAAGGGUAGGCUGGGACUGUUCAACCUUGGAGUAAGAAGAGAGAGGUGUCAGCAUCUCUGAAGUGAUUUAAGGGAUGGGGGUGAGGCAGGAGCAGUGGUAAUAUUGCUUUUUCAGCCUUUGAAGGGAGAAUAAAGCUGUUUGGUUCAGUCAAGGAAACAAGUGUUUUCUUUAUUUAAAAAAAAAUCUGUUCGUUGACCACUAAAAUAAAAUAGAAGAAGUUCCAGUCGGCUGUCACAUUAGAGGGAAUAUUAUUAAAUGAUCUCUGUCAUGAGAAGUGUGUACUUGCCAAAUGGAUAGGAUUAAAAAUUAGCAUCGUAACGGCUCCAUUACAUACUAGCAUAUUCAAAAUGACUUUUCAGUGGCUCUCCCCAAGCUUAAGGUGGAACACUGCAAUUCUUAAUCUUCAGCAGUCGGUGGUGGUCUUAAUAUGUGAUUACCAAAAAACCCGCACUGGAUAAACACUGCUUUAAGGCUGCAAAGUUGAGCACUCAGAAAUUGGGAAAUGCCAGUUAAGGUUGUCUUUGCAUCCUUAAUUCUUCCCCAGCUGCCCAAAUGUAUAUGUAUUACAAUCCUAGUUACUUUUUAUUGUAUGCAUUAAAGUUACAAAUAUUUGUUACCUAGUUACAAAUAAUUAAGUUACUUUAUAAAGUAACUGAGUAACACAUGAUAAAAUUACAAUUUAUGGCGUCCUUUCUCCCCACCCAGGAAGUCCCACAUCAUUCACUGCACAGUCUGUACUUGCUCUAAGACUGAAUUGGUUAUGAGGUAAAGGGGGCUCUUGAUAUGCAGGCCCAAGGUGUUUAGUGACAGUGGUAUUGUAGGAGAAGGGUACCCUAUAGAAAAAGAAAUAUGUGAUCAUAUAAUUGUAUACAACAAUGUUGAAAUAAGUUUGGAUAAGAACUAGUUUUUCUUAACAAUAGAAUACUUAAUUUAGCAAAUGUAAUGUUCUUUCAGACUUGCCAUUCUUAUGUGUUACUCCCUUUUAACCCC